CGGGGGGCGGCGCUCCGGCCCGGCCCGGCCCCGCCCGAUGUCCAUGAGCGCGAACACCAUGAUCUUCAUGAUUCUGGGGGCGUCGAUCGUGAUGGCCAUCGCGUGCUUGAUGGACAUGAACGCACUGCUGGACCGAUUCCACAACUACAUCCUCCCGCACCUGCGGGGCGAGGACCGCGUCUGCCACUGCAACUGUGGCCGGCACCACAUCCACUACGUAAUCCCUUACGACGGGGACCAGUCGGUGGUGGACGCCUCCGAGAACUACUUCGUGACAGACAACGUCACCAAGCAGGAGAUCGACCUCAUGCUGGGGCUGCUGCUCGGCUUCUGCAUCAGCUGGUUCCUGGUGUGGAUGGACGGCGUCCUGCACUGCGCCGUGCGCGCCUGGAGGGCCGGCCGGCGCUACGCGGUCUCCUCACCUGACAGACGCGUGACAGCUUGGGAAGUUGCCAAGGAUGAUGGCAUCCCCAACCUCCCCGCACCCAAGGCGGCUCUGCCAGGUUUAUUCCCGCAGACCAGCUUUCUCACCUGGGAAACGGGACUGCAGACAGCCACUUACCACUCGACCACUCAGACGACUGAGGAGCUACAUGCGCCCAAGGAGCCGGCGUGCCCGGUGCUCGGUGGACUGGCUCGCUGUGAGUCCUGA
Lynx canadensis (Canada lynx) is the source of this 652-nucleotide messenger RNA. It is a transcript of the gene TMEM240, whose product is annotated as transmembrane protein 240. The coding region runs from base 38 to 652 and encodes 204 amino acids. The transcript is spliced from 4 exons. NCBI's taxonomy places the organism in Eukaryota, Metazoa, Chordata, Mammalia, Carnivora, Felidae. The record is from RefSeq and is a predicted model, not a curated record.